Molecule: messenger RNA, 4912 nt
Organism: Myxocyprinus asiaticus (Chinese sucker)
Lineage: Eukaryota; Metazoa; Chordata; Actinopteri; Cypriniformes; Catostomidae
Product: NLR family CARD domain-containing protein 3-like
Exons: 9
Coding region: 362-3499 (1045 amino acids)
Molecular function (GO): protein binding
Source: RefSeq, a predicted model, not a curated record
AGAUGUACUUCACCUUGCUGCGUCACAUUUUAAGGUCCGAUUGUUGUUAUCUCCAUGCGUGAGUCACCGCCGUGCGCUCUCCGGUGAUGUCACGGUCCUGUCACCUUGUCAGUUGGUCCUGUCUCGUGUAUCUGUUGGUUGCCCGCGUGCCGGGUGUGUGGUUGCCUUCCAGUUUUGCUGCAUUUCAGCUGGUCUUCCACGUAUCAGGAGUAAGAUCGCCCAUCUCAGCCGGACGUUGUUCUGCACCUCACUAAGAUUCAACGGAAGAUUCUACAAAUCUGUUCCUGAAUUCCACUGCCCAGUGACUGCUAUAAUUUGUUGCUUUAAACAAAAGCUAUUGAGAGUUAGGAAUGCAUCUAAAAUGAAUCUCUAUGAAAAGAACGAGGAGGGGAAUGCUGUCAGCUGUGUCUCUAUGAAGAGCAACAAUUCCAUUAAUCAACCUGUUGAAUUUUGUGACAAAUUAGGAAUCAAUAAUCAAAGUGGGGUGAAGAAUGAACUGAUCGAGGUUCAGUCAAAAUGUGAAGAUUGUGAGCAGUUUCUGAGAGAACCAGUGUCUAUCACCUGUGGACAUAAUGCCUGCAGAAAGUGUUUCAGCUGCUGCUUGGACCAGAGCAGUUCAACAGAAGACUUUGGAUGUCCGCAAUGCCAAGAGAAAUGUAAAGCAUGUCCUGUUUCUCUCACAAAAUCAGCCCUUCUGGAGAAGGCUGGAGACCUACAGCAGGAUUGUCACAAACCAGUAGAUGAUGUCCUACAGAGAGUCAAAGACCAACACAAAACCAGCAUGAAGAACAAAUAUGAGAGCAUAUUUGAGGGAAUCAAACUACAAGAGAAUCAAACUCUCCUGAACAGGAUUUACACACAGCUCUAUAUCAUAGAGGGAGAUAGUGAAGGGGUGAAUGAAGAACAUGAGGUUUUAAACAUGGAGAAAAGAGCCAGAACUCAACACUUACAAAACACUCCAAUCUACUGCAAUGACAUCUUUAAACCCUUACCUGAACCAGGAUGUGAGGAGAAGAGAAAAUACCAAAAAGAGACUGUUCUUACUAAAGGCAUCGCUGGAAUUGGAAAAACCAUCUCUGUGCAGAAGUUCAUUCUGGACUGGGCAGAGGGAAAAGCCAAUCAGGAUGUAGAUUUCAUGUUUGUGCUUCCAUUUCGAGAGCUGAACUUGAUUAAAUAUGAGCGGUACAGUCUUCACAAACUUCUGCUGGACUUUCAUCCUGAACUUCUUGAUCUGGACUCAAAGAUUUAUGAAGAGGUUAAACUUGUGUUCAUCUUUGAUGGUCUGGAUGAAAGCAGAAUUCCACUGAUGUUUUCAGACAGUGAGAAAGUUUCUGAUGUCACUGAGAAUUCAUCAGUGGGUGUGUUGAUGUCAAACCUUAUCAAAGGAGAUCUACUCCCCUCUGCUCUCAUCUGGAUCACCUCCAGACCAGCAGCAGCCAAUCAGAUCCCCUCCAAAUACAUCAAGCGUGUGACAGAAAUUCAGGGAUUCAAUGACCCUCAGAAGGAGGAAUAUUUCAGGAAGAGAAUCAGUGAUGAGCAUCAAGCCAGCACAAUCAUCUCACACAUUAGAAGAGCAAGAAGCCUCCACAUUAUGUGCCACAUACCAGUCUUCUGUUGGAUCUCAUCCACUGUGUUUCAAAACAUCCUGAAACAAGAUGACAGUGCAGAAAUCCCUCAAACUCUGACUGAAAUGUACAUCCACUUCCUGCUCAUUCAGAUCAAUGUGAAGAAUCAGAAGUAUGAAGAGAGAGAUCCAGAGAAACUCCUGCAGUCCAACAGAGAAGUGAUUGUGAAACUUGCUGAACUGGCUUUCAAACAGCUGAUGAAGGGCAAUGUCAUGUUCUAUGAGGAGGACCUGAGAGAGAGCGGCAUAGACAUCACUGAGGCCUCAGUGUAUUCUGGGAUCUGCACUGAGAUCUUUAAGGAGGAAUCUGUGAUUCAUCAGAGGAAAGUCUACUGCUUCAUACAUCUCAGCUUCCAGGAGUUUCUGGCUGCUUUUCAUUGCUUUCACGGCUAUGUAUGUAGUACUACGGAGGCAGUAAAGGUUUUUGAUUCAUUGUAUAAUUUACUUAAGGGAACUGUAGAUAAAGCUGUAGAGAGUGACAAUGGAUACCUGGAUCUUUUCUUGCGAUUCCUGCUGGGCAUCUCACUGGAGUCUAAUCAGAGGCUCUUACAGGAUCUACUGACACACACAGAGAACACCUCAUUAAGCAUAAUGGAAACUAUUAUUUAUAUUAAAAGUAAACUCAAAGAGGGACAUGGAUUAUCAGCUGAUCGAUCCAUCAAUCUGUUCCUCUGUCUGCUGGAGAUGAAAGAUCAGACUUUAUACAGAGAGAUUCACAAUUUUCUGAAAUCAGACAAACACUCAGAGAAUAAACUCUCUCCUGCUCAAUGUUCAACAAUCGCCUACAUGCUUCAGAUGUCAGAGGAAGUGCAGGAUGAGCUUGACCUGAAGAAAUACAACACAUCAGAGGAGGGUAGAAGAAGACUGAUACCAGCUGUGAGCAACUGCAGAAAAGCUCUUUUUGCUGACUGUAAUCUCAGUGGUCAGUUUUGUGACAUUGUGGUCUCAGCUCUACAGUCACCAAACUCCCUCCUGAGAGAACUGGACCUGAGUAACAAUGACCUGCAAGAUUCAGGAGUGAAGCUGAUUUCUGAUGCACUGAAGAGUACAAACUGUAAACUAGAGAUACUGAGAUUGUCUGGCUGUAUGGUGACAGAGGUCGGCUGUUGUUAUCUGGCUUCAGCUCUGUGUUCAAACCUUUCACACCUAAUAGAGCUGGAUCUAAGCUACAAUCAUCCUGGAGAAUCAGGAGUCGAACUGCUCUCUGAAAGACUCAACAAUCCAAACUGCAAACUGGACAAACUCAAUCUGGACCAUAAUGACCUCUUCAGAAUCACACCAGGACUACUGAAAUAUGCCUGUGAUCUCACACUGGAUCCAAAUACAGCAGACAUUCGUUUCUCCCUGUCUGAAGGUAACAGAAAGGCAACAUAUAUGAAAGAGCAACAGCCAUAUCUUGAUCAUCCAGAGAGAUUUGAAAAGUGUUCUCAGGUUCUGUGUAGAGAGAGUCUGACUGGACGCUGUUACUGGGAGGCUGAAUGGAGCGGGAGGGGUGCUUAUAUAUCAAUGGCAUAUAAAGCAAUCAGCAGGAAAGGAGAGAAUGAUGACUGUCUGUUUGGAUGCAAUGAAAAGUCCUGGUCUCUGGACUACUCCUAUAACAGAUUCAGUGCCUGGUACAACAAUAACUACAUACACAUACCCACCCCUUCACCCACGUCUGACAGAGUUGGAGUGUAUCUGGACUGGUCGGCCGGCACUCUGUCCUUCUACAGCGUCUCUGACACACACACACUCACACACUUACACACAUUCAACAACACAUUCACUGAACCACUCUAUGCUGGAUUUGGAAUUUAUCCUAAUACUUCAGUGUCUCUUUGUCAGAUUGAACAAAAACAACUGAGAUCCUGUUUACACCUGUCUACACCUUUUUAGUGAUUCGAUCACACAUGGUUAGCGCUUAAAAGAGGUGUAAACAGGGUCUAAAACGUUUUGUGAUCAGAUCACAAAAAAUAUUUUUCUAUUUAUGUUAUACUUUUUAUACAUUGCUAACUUGAUAUUAUACUUUCGUGUAAACUCUAUGACCUCCAGAGACCUCAUAGUUGGGGCAAGAGAUCUUAAUAUCUGGGUUUUAUGAUUUAUUGUCUAAACGUUUGUGCAGUUGAGACAGACAAAGGAUGUCUUGAUUGCUUUGCUUAUCUUGCUGAGCUCAAUAAUUUACAAUACCUAGCUCAAACAUGCAAGAAGGUAUGUUUUGGACACUUAGACUUAACCACAGUUUUCGUACCUCAAUUUAGUUAUUGCCUAACAUCAUGCAGAACUAUUGCACCUAAAAAGAAAGUGCUUUUGUACAUACACAUGGGGUAUUAGAGACCCUAACCAAUCUUUCAGGGGCAGACUAAAUCAUCUUACUCUUUUGGCUCUCCGCAUCUGACUCCAACCCUUGAGGCCUCAGCUCAUAUGUUAAACUUUUUUCAUUUACUUACUUAGUUGUACUAUCAGUCUUAGGACUUAGUCCACAGGGUGUUUUUUGGAUAAUAAGUUUCAUUUAUUCAAUAUACAUGUUUAUAUUGAUUUUAUUUCAUUUAUUAUUUUUUUACAAAUUAAAGUUGUUAUUCCUUCUGCAAAUCAUCUGAGUUGAGUGAAAUAAUUCCGUCACCUGGAUCGCUCAGCACCAAAACACAAACAUGAGAACUUCACAGAUCUUCUUCAGUGUGGCUGAAAUCAACAUGCAAGGACACUUAAGAGAAGCAUGAACAUCUGUAGCUCAGGUUAAUACAGGUAAUCUACUAAAACAACUGACAAUUCUUGCGUUUGUGCUUAGAUAAAAUUUCAGAUGCAUCCAGUCUUUGUCUUUUCUGACUUUGUUGAGGUUUAUUAUCAUGCAGUUAUACACUGACAUAGUGAAUGAUGUAUGUCAUCAUGAAACAGACUCCCUCCCCUCCAAAUCCGAUCACAAGUGGUCACAGCAGACACAUUUAAACGACCAGGUGUAAACAGUGAUGUGUCUCACCUGACCACAUGUGAUCGAAUCAACCGAGACGCAUCUUAGUACAAGGUGUAAAGGGGGACUGAGAGACUGACUUGCCUUUUCACUAUUUCUUGACUGCAACACGAUUUUCAAAAAAAAUAAAAAAAUAAAAAAUCUUUAAUACAUUUAACCCUUGUAAAGGUGUGAAAAGAUGUAAGUUCUAUAAUUACAAAAAUAAUAUUUUAUUUGUUUAGUGCCUUUCUGUCAAGUUCCUUAAAUUUGCAGACAACACCACACUAAGACACUGAUGGAUACAUUGUAUCUUAAACCAGUGUGUCAGUUUGUUGUAUGUUUUAAUCCAAUAGACAUGACUUAAU